Mesitornis unicolor (brown roatelo) is the source of this 561-nucleotide messenger RNA. RefSeq names its product Ig-like V-type domain-containing protein FAM187A. The coding region runs from base 1 to 561 and encodes 186 amino acids. The record is from RefSeq and is a predicted model, not a curated record. The transcript has 3 exons. Lineage: Eukaryota; Metazoa; Chordata; Aves; Mesitornithiformes; Mesitornithidae.
AUGCAGGCGGAGCUGGCAGACACCACCACACAGAGACUCUCCGGGAUCCCGUGUCUGCACCACAAAACCAAAGUCCUGACGGACUUUGCCGGCACCAUGGUUGUGGACUCGGGCCACAUCCGCAGCAGCAGCGAUGUCCUGAAGCGUUUCAGCAUCCGCAUGUUCAGCCUCAUCGUCUUCCGAGCGCAGGUGUCGGACUCGGGCCACUACAUCUGCGGCUCUAAGCGAGGGGACUACUUCUACGGCUACGACGUGGACGUGCAGCCCACCGGGCACGUCACGGUGGCUUUUCUGGACAGGGGCCAGCACGUGCAGGAGGACGUCACGCAGGAGCUCUUCAGCCUCUUCACCACCUUCUGGGACUGGACCGUGUGCGACCGCUGCGGGGUGAGGGGCGAGCAGCGCCGCAUCGGCCAGCGCCGGCGGACGCUGGGCGACCCCGAGACCAUCCACGCCGCCAAGGUGAUCGGGAUGAGCUACGCCGUCAUCAGCGGCGUCUUCGUCCUUGUCCACGCGGGCCUCUGCUGCCGGCGGCUCUGCGGGUGCCCUGGCCGGAAGUAG